Helobdella robusta is the source of this 318-nucleotide messenger RNA. RefSeq lists its product as hypothetical. The record is from RefSeq and is a predicted model, not a curated record. The transcript is spliced from 3 exons. Lineage: Eukaryota; Metazoa; Annelida; Clitellata; Rhynchobdellida; Glossiphoniidae. Bases 1 to 318 code for a protein of 105 amino acids.
AUGUCCGAAAAUUCAGGAAAUAAUGUGAAGACAAUUGAUGAAGUGCUGCAUGACUACAAGGAAGAAUACAAACGAGAGGUUGUUCGAAGUAAUCGUGUCUUAUCGAAGAAAAAAAGUAUGUUAAUGAAAAUAAUUCUCUCGCUCACUGCCGACCAAAAGUACGACCUGUUCAAAACAUCUCAAGACCUACACUACGAUCGAAUUCUACAAAGACCAACACUGAGAAAGGGGUCAUGGGAAGAUGUACUUUUCAGAGGAAGCAUCAUGAAGGCAAAGAAGUUAUCGAAGGAUAAUAAACCACGUAACAUGAACAUUUAG